CUUAAGCGGAAAUAGAGAGCCCUUUUUCCCUCUAUUUAAACGCGCCAACAAAGACCAUUCAACGAGCGCUGUCGGUAAAUCUCUCACUGUAGAGUAGACUCUUGUUUUGGUUUUUGUCUUCAUCUUUUAUUAUUAUUAUUACGUUCUCUAUUGUAUUCCUGUCUAAAUGCCUGAGGAAACGUCCACUGCGUCGAGCUCGUCGAGUACGGAGGAGAAGCCGUGCUCGUCGUCUGCAGCUACAGCAGCAGAGAGUUCGGUUGACGUGAUGGAGGAGGCAAAAAAAUUAAUCGGAACGGGGAAAAGGCAUCUCGUAAUGGGGGAUGUCGUCUCGGCUGUCAAUGUCUUCCAAGAUGCCUGCAGCAUUCUAGCAUCGAAGUACGGGGACACUGCAGAUGAGUGCGGAGAGGCUGUCUUCCUGUAUGGAAAGUCUCUUUUGGAGCUUGCCAGGAUGGAGAACGGCGUUCUUGGUAAUGCCCUGGAAGGAGUUCCAGAAGAAUCAGAGGAAGAGGAGCAGCCGAGCAACUCAAACAUUGAGAGCGCUGACAAUCUUGAUGAGGUGGCAUGCCGCUGUGGUGCAGAGAAAACCCGAGAUGAGCUGCGAAAGCAGGUGUGUGAUGCAAUGGCAGAGGAAGCCAGGUCUGAAGAAAAGCUGUUGUCUGAGGACGGUCACGACAUCACCCAGGUGAAGAAAGAAGUUGAAGCAGAAGCUGUAGUGAAAGCUGGUGAGAGCUUACCAGAGGAGGAGGAGGAGUCAAAUUCACCUCUGGCUCAAGAAAAGGUGAUCCGAAAUCAGACUGUCCAGGAUGCAGAUGAAGAAGAGAAGGAUAAAGAGCCAGAUGAUGGAAAAAAGGAGGAGUCUGAUCUAGAGGAAGAACGGGACAAAGAUGAACCGGAGGAUGACGAGGAUGAUGACGACGAUGAUGAUGAUGAUGAUGAUGAUGAUGGAGAGAAAAACGGACAGGAGAAUGAGGAUGAUGUUGGGAAUUUACAGUUGGCGUGGGAGAUGCUGGAGGUCGCCAAACUGAUCUAUAAAAGAAAAGAAGGAAAAGAGGAGCAGCUGAUGGCAGCUCAGGCUCAUCUGAAGCUGGGAGAAGUUGGUGCUGAAACAGGGAACUAUCCCCAGGCUCUGGAAGACUUCCAGGAAUGUUUGGCCAUCCAGCUGCAGCACUUGCCUCCUCACAGUCGUCUACUUGCUGAGACUCACUACCAUGUCGCUACAACACUCUGCUACAUGGAUGAGUACAGACAGGCCAUCCAGCACUACAACAGUUCCAUAGAAGUCAUCGAAAACCGCCUGUCCGUGCUACAGAAGGCGAUCGACGCAGCAGAAGGAGACGGCGGUGCAGCAGAGGAGAAGAGCGAGAUGGAAGAGCUCAAACAACUUUUGCCGGAAAUCAGAGAAAAGGUGGAAGACGCCAAAGAGAGCCUGAGGACAGCCAGCGCCGCGUCGCAGGCCAUCCAGCAGACGCUCGGUGGAACCUCGUCUUCAUCAGCAUUCCUCCGUGAAAACGGCGGGCCUUCGUCUUCAACGGCAGCUUUUGCAGAAAGUAGCCAGGAUCCAGGGAAAUGUGACAGCAGCUCCUCUUCCAAAGCGGCGUCGGACAUCUCUCAUCUCGUCAGGAAAAAGAGGAAACCAGAAGAAGAGAAGCCAGUAAAGGACGCAGAUGCUAAGCAAGCAAAACAGGAAGUCUCAGUAAAUUGCAGCGAUGAUUCUAGUGCCAGCAAUGGAGUCCAGGAGGAGAAAUCACAGGAGGCUCCCACCCAGUCGGCCUCUGUGGAGUCUUCAGCGUGAAAGUCCUGAUCUGCCUCCUGACUUCUGAAACCAGCACAGCUCCGACUGUCUAGCCCUCUCCUCCAAACUGAUUUUUCUGUAAAUAUCCAUUUUCACAGAAUUGUCUGUCAGGUUUUGUAUACUUGUAGUAAAAUAAUAAACAUUUGCAGAUGUAA
Molecule: messenger RNA, 1947 nt
Organism: Oryzias latipes (Japanese medaka)
Lineage: Eukaryota; Metazoa; Chordata; Actinopteri; Beloniformes; Adrianichthyidae
Gene: nasp
Product: nuclear autoantigenic sperm protein (histone-binding)
Biological process (GO): CENP-A containing chromatin assembly; DNA replication-dependent chromatin assembly
Cellular component (GO): nucleoplasm
Molecular function (GO): histone binding
Source: RefSeq, a predicted model, not a curated record